Molecule: messenger RNA, 972 nt
Organism: Durusdinium trenchii
Lineage: Eukaryota; Dinophyceae; Suessiales; Symbiodiniaceae
Source: the annotation of a GenBank genome assembly
AUGGCUCGUCGAUCAUCCGCUCGACGGCCACAUGCCAGCGCUCCAAUCCCACAACCAUGGCGCGCCAAGGCACGAGUUGCCACCGAGGUCUCAGGUGGUGGAGCGCGACUGGUGAGACGUUUGCCGCAGCUCUAUGAGGCUGCGCCGGUGGAAGAGAUGCGCUUGGAAGCACGCUCUGCAGACGGCACCUUGGUGCCUUUCACCUGUCUACGCCCUCGCAACUGCGGAGAGGCGCCCCCAACCUUGGUCUAUGCCUAUGGAGGUUUUGGCAUUCCCUUGUUGCCCAACUACAAUGCGAGCAUCGGAGCUGCCUGGUUGGAACGUGGCGGCCAGUACAUCGAGGCCAACCUCCGCGGCGGCGGCGAGUUCGGCCCCGCCUGGGAGCGCGCGGGGCGCGGGGCGCUGGGGCGGCUCAAGGUCUAUGAGGACUUGGAGGCGGUCGCUGAUGAACUGGUGGCCCGAGGGUUGGCAGCACCAGGAGACCUCGCCUUGAUGGGCCGUUCCAAUGGCGGGCUCCUGGUGGCCAACGCGCUCGUGCGCGAGGUGCGCGGUGCGCGCGGUGCGCGGCGCUUCCGCGCCUUCGUGGCGGAGGUGCCGCUGACGGACAUGAGGCACUACCAUACCUGGCUGGCAGGGCAUAGCUGGCUGGAGGAAUAUGGAGAUCCAGAGCAGAAGUGGGAGGAGUUGAGGCAGAUCUCUGCAUAUCACCUGGCUCAAGAGCUUCAGGCGAGAGAGUCAGAGGAUCCACGUGCUCUUCGUGUUCUCUUUACCACCUCCACUCGAGAUGAUCGAGUGCAUCCGUGCCACGCGCGGAAGAUGGUGAAGCUUCUCCAAAGCUUGCAGCUCCCGAACCUCCAGACCUUUCUCUAUGAAAGUCAAGAGGGAGGCCAUGGCGGUGCAGCCUCCAUCGGUGAGCGGGCCCUUCUUCGGACCUUGGAGUACGAAUUCUUGUGGCAGAGCCUUACGAGCUGA